Molecule: messenger RNA, 660 nt
Organism: Exserohilum turcica Et28A
Lineage: Eukaryota; Fungi; Ascomycota; Dothideomycetes; Pleosporales; Pleosporaceae
Exons: 4
Coding region: 1-660 (219 amino acids)
Source: RefSeq, a predicted model, not a curated record
AUGUCAAUCUACGAUAUCCCACGGUCGCCAACACCGGAGAAUGUCGACAACUGUGCACGAAACAAUUUCAAACGGGCUUCUUCCGUCAUCACCAAGACAGAGACGCCGACUAGAACUACGCUGAGGCCUUUGGCCACUCGAAAGAGACGUCUACCAGUGCAUCAGCUUGCUCUUUUGCGAACCACAACAUAUGAGGGACUACCCCAACCAAGCGAUGUUGCUGUUACUUUUUCUAGCCCUAUCGCUGAGACUGACCCCAUCGAAGAAAUCCAGAUGCAAAUCUCUACUGCAAGUGCAUCUAGUAUCCUUAUGUCGGACAGCACGGUCAUCUCAACAAGUAGACCAUUGCCGUGUGAGACUCAACAAAAAAGCUUACGCCACUCGCUUGCAAGGAGAAUACCAGGAAAAUUUACUGUGGUUCAUGAAGCGCAUAGUGACAUGCCUAAUCAUGUGUUACAUUCACUUCCAAACGCUCACGUCACUUUGGAUGGAUUUACCAAUUACGAGCUCCAAAUCGCUACCAAAAAGCUAUUGUAUUGUCGAAGAAAGUCACCAUUAAAGACAGCAAAGAGUUCCAGUGUCUUUCGUACGCUCACGUUAAGAAAUGGCCCUCUACCUGUACCUGCGGAUGGAAAGGUCGAAACUCCAAAAACGGAGUGA